AUGGGGGGCGCUCCCGCGGGAGAGCCACGCGCAGAGGAGGGCACGCCUGCUUUGUCAACGCACGGCCGAGCUUCUCUUUUCCUCAAAGGUUUGCCACAAUGGCGGUCUCUUCUCCAGCUUCCUGCUUUUUGCUGCCUUCCGCCUUGUGCAGUUAUGAGCAUUCUCAUCGUCCUCCUCUUGGUCGUCAUCGCCCUGGCGGUCUUCGUCUACUACGUCAACACCAAGUUGGCGGAGCGAGACGCGCUGAAGAAGAAGCGCCCCGGCAAGCCCAGAAGGAAGGACAGAGAAUACUGGUCGCUGGAAUAA
This is a messenger RNA of Besnoitia besnoiti, 306 nucleotides long. RefSeq lists its product as uncharacterized. NCBI's taxonomy places the organism in Eukaryota, Apicomplexa, Conoidasida, Eucoccidiorida, Sarcocystidae. The record is from RefSeq and is a predicted model, not a curated record. The transcript has 4 exons. Bases 1 to 306 code for a protein of 101 amino acids.